Molecule: messenger RNA, 7242 nt
Organism: Entelurus aequoreus (snake pipefish)
Lineage: Eukaryota; Metazoa; Chordata; Actinopteri; Syngnathiformes; Syngnathidae
Product: zinc finger protein 281-like
Exons: 7
Coding region: 178-2373 (731 amino acids)
Biological process (GO): regulation of transcription by RNA polymerase II
Molecular function (GO): RNA polymerase II cis-regulatory region sequence-specific DNA binding; DNA-binding transcription factor activity, RNA polymerase II-specific
Source: RefSeq, a predicted model, not a curated record
ACAAUGCACCUCGCCAAGCAAAGAUGGAGGACCCCAGCAGCUGCCGGAGAAGAACAAUGUUUUGCCUCUAGACUUUUUGGGGGAAACGGAGCACACUGAGCUAAGUAGUCCGGCCCGAGGAGCGGCGUGUGGUCAUGCAGCGGAUGACACAGAUCACCACGCUGUAAUCGUCCCGCCAUGAGCAUCAUCCAAGACAAGCUAGGCAACGACUUCCUGCGCUCCAACGGCGGCAUGGACUCCAACUUUGGCCCCGGCAUGAUCAUGUUCAGCCACCUGCCGCCGGUCGCUAGCUUCACCCGCCUGGUGCCUCAGGAGAUGAUCUUGAAGAAGGAGCGGGACUCACCCGACUGCAUCGCUGGCUCCCUGAACGGCGGCGUGGGAGACUACGUCCACGCUCUCGACAUUAAGCAGGAAAAGGUGUCGGAGCACGAUUACCGCCUGCCGCUCUACCCGGGAGGGUUGGGGAAGAGCACGGAGCUGCUGGAACUGACGGUCAACAACAACCAGAACCUGCUAGUACACGAGCUCAACAUGGCCAACCUGCCGGGUCAGUUGGGGAAGGAGCCCGCUGGGAGGAAAGGUCGGAGGUCAAACGGGGACGCCCCGGAGGGCAGACCGAGGAAGAAGCGAAGCGAGAAGCAGUCCAUGCUGCUGGAUGCAGACGGAGGCAGCUUGUCGCCGGGAAGCAAACCUCACAUCUGUGAGCACUGCAGCGCCGCCUUCAGGAGCUCCUAUCACCUCCGCAGACACGUCCUCAUCCACACAGGUGAGCGACCCUUCAGGUGCAGCCAGUGUAACAUGAGCUUCAUCCAGAAGUACCUCCUCCAGCGCCACGAGAAGAUCCACAGCGGAGAGAAGCCGUUCAGCUGCGACCAGUGCAACAUGCGCUUCAUCCAGAAGUACCACAUGGAGAGACACAAGCGCACGCACAGCGGAGAGAAGCCGUACAGAUGUGAGACCUGCCAGCAGUAUUUUUCCAGGACAGACCGCCUGCUGAAACACAAGCGAACCUGUGGAGAAGCGCUAAGGAAAGGCCUUGAUCCCAGCAUGGCGGACAUGUCCGGUUAUGAAGUCACUCAGGGACACGCUGGCAGAAAAAGGGGGCGCUCCAAAAACCCUGCAGAGGCAGGAGCCCGGAGGAAGAAAAAGGUGGACGGAGGAACGCCUCAUGUAUCAGGAGCAUAUAGCAUCCAGGAAUAUGCCGCUGACAACCAAACGGUGGCCUCGUCCACCGAGCCCGGGCCCAGCAUGCAACACCACGGUCGCUCUCCAAAGAUGACGUUCAAGAAGGCCCACCGUAAAGGUGUGGACAAAGGCAGCAAGGAGGACUUGUUGGAGCAGGGUGUGGAUCACGGCCUUGGUCUGAUGCAGGCCAACGCUGCAAAAGUAGGCGGGACCACCAGCAGCAACUAUGACGACGCCAUGCAGUUUCUCAAGAAGCGGCGCUACCUAAACGCCUCGCACAACGUGACGACACCAGUGGGCGGUGGCGAAUACGACGUCAGCCUGGUGUCCUCACACCCGUCUGUCAUCCACGGCGCCGUGUCUGCCGUGAUGGACGGCGACGCCCCUCUCUGUCUGGACAAGUCCGUGAUUCCCGACGAGGUGCUGCAGAGCCUCCUGGACCACUACAGCCAGAAAGCAGACGGCUCGCAUCACGACAUCCACUUUGACAUCGGCGACCAGCACGUGGAGCUCCACCCCCCUGACACGCCCAGCCCGCCCGGGGACAAGAGCGUCCUGAUGAAUGAGUACUCACGUUUCCUGCUUCAGGCCCUGGAGCGCACCAGCCACACGGGCGGCUUCCCCCUCGGGCCCAGUGGCCCCGCUUCCUCCGGCGCGUUCGUGGCGGCCCAGGCGGCGAGCGCACUCUACUCGGACAAGAACGUCUACGCUGCGUCCCCGCUGGAGUGCGGCUUCGGCCCCUCGUCGACGUCGCCCAAGUCGCACUUUGCCAUGCUGGCGAGCUCCUCGCCGCAGCACGUCUUCCACCUGAGUGUCCUGGACCAGCAGCUGACCCCCUCGCAGGAGCUGAGCGAGCAGAUGGAGAAGCAGCACUCCUCCACGCCGCCUUCCGCCUACCAGAUCAGCCCGUCAGACCUGAGCAGCCACAAGGACCGAGCCAAGACCGCCGUCUUCCCGCACACCUCCGCCAAGGAAGCCUAUCAGAUAGAAAACUUUGCGCAGGCUUUCGGCGCUCAGUUCAAGUCGGAAGAGCGCGGCCUGUCUUAUGGCGCCGACUCCGGUGUGGACGUAGACCACCGGAUAAGGACGUCCGUGUCCGAGUUCUCAGGGUACAGCAGCUUGUUGUCCGACGUCAGCGAGCAGACCAGCUCAGCUUCUAAAACGUCGACGAGCCAAAGCUUCAGAUGAGACCACGCUGUACUUCAAGGUAUUAUUUGUAUUUUUUUACUUCCUCUAAAUAUUGUUUAACUUAAGUGCUGGUCAAUCUAGUAUUAUUUCUAUGUUCAUCUUCCACCAGCUGAUCCACGCUAGACAAAUGUUGCCAUGGCACAAGAACUUUUCUGUGUUACAAAUAUUACUCAGGAAACAGGAAGUUGCUGACAUGCUGAACACUGAAAACACUUUUUUACUUGGCGAUAAAGAGAUUAUGGUACAAUGUGAAACUCCUCUUUUCUCUCAAUAAUAUAUAUUUGUAUUAAAUACAGAGCUCACAAGAGGAAGAAUGAGGGCUGGUUUUAAUAAGGGAGCUCAUGAAAUGUUCUGGGUAUUUCUUUUUAAAGAACUAAAGUGACUUUAGGGCUUUAUGGCCAAGAGGGGGCGCUGUUGGGCAACACACUUACCUGCCCUGCUCUUCUACUCACUUGUGUUGGCACCGCACUGCAGACAAAACAAGUUGCACUAUUACAGGGGAAAAGUUGAGUUGUCUUCUUAAAGGGAAAAAAUCGCUGCUAAAGAGAAUAAAGUUGUCAUUUUAGAACAUCUUUAUCAUGAAAUAUUUGUUAAACAAGCCAACAAAAUCAGAUUUCAGUAAUGUUUUAGACCAGGGGUCACCAACGCGGUGCCCGCGGGCACCAGGUGGUAGCCCGUAAGGACAAGAUGAGUAGCCUGCUGGCCUGUUCUAAAAAUAGCUCAAAUAGCAGCACUUACCAGUGAGCUGCCUCUAUUUUUUAAAUUUUAUUUAUUUACUAGCAAGCAGGCCUCGCUGUGCUCGACAUUUUUAAUUAUAAGAGAGACAAAACUCAAAUAGAAUUUGAAAAUCCAAGAAAAUAUUUUAAAGACUUGGUCUUCACUUGUUUAAAUAAAUUCAUUAAUUUUUUUACUUUGCUUCUUAUAACUUUCAGAAAGACAAUUUUAGAGAAAAAAAUACAACCUUAAAAAUGAUUUUAGGAUUUUUAAACACAUAUACCAUUUUACCUUUUAGAUUCCUUCCUCUUCUUUCCUGGCAAUUUAAAUCAAUGUUCAAGUAAAUUUAUUUUUUAUUGUAAAGAAUAAUAAAUACAUUUUAAUUUAAUUCUUCAUUUUAGUUUCUGUUUUUUCGACGAAGAAUAUUUGUGAAAUAUUUUUUUAAAAGAUUCGAAUAAGCUAGUUUUUCCUCUUUUUUUCGGUUGAAUUUUGAAUUUUAAAGAGUCGAAAUUGAAGAUAAACUAUGUUUCAAAAUGUAAUUGUCAUUUUUUUGUGUGUUUUCUCCUCUUAAACCAUUCAAUUAAGUGUAAAUAUCAUUAAUUAUUAUUAAUAACAUAGAGUUAAAGGUAAAUUGAGCAAAUUGGCUAUUUCUGGCAAUUUAUUUAAGUGUGUAUCGAACCGGUAGCCCUUCGCAUUAAUCAGUACCCAAGAAGUAGCUCUUGGUUUCAAAAAGGUUGGUGACCCCUGUUUUAGACUGAUCAUAAUAUGGAAGCAUCUCCCAAUAUUGUACCAUGUCUUUUACUAGUAACACCAACUUUUACUGUAAACUUGUCUUUUCAUAAUUAAAUAACUUUAUUCCCUAUUUUUUUAGGCUAUUCUUUCUCGCUAUGUUAUGACAUGAAUAAUAUCUCGUAGCAGCAUUCUCUUAUUGUAAUUUGCAUACAGACUGUUUUUUCUUGUUACAGUAGAGAUCAUAAUACAUUUGAAUUCUUUGAAUGCAUCGUAAAAACAUCCCUGUCAGGUUAUAUAUAGCACACUCACUCUGUUCUAAGAGCACAGCUUGUAGGUUCAAUGUUCACAAUCCAAUAGCUCAGUUGCUCAGGCAGUAAUGUGUGUAUAUUAGGGGUGUAACGGUACACACAAAUUUCAGUUCGGUACGUACCUCGGUUUAGAGGUGACGGUUUGGCUCAUUUUCGGUACAGUAAGAAAACAACAAAAUAUACUGUAAAUUUUUGGGUUAUUUAUUUACCAAAUUUGCAAAAUCUUCCACCAAAAAUAUUUUUCUUAGUGGAAUAUUUGAUGUGAAGUAAUCAGAACCUUGGAUAGGUCAAUAAUUCAUAAUAACAUUGAUUUUGAUUCCAUAUUAUGUUUUGAGCAAUGACAGUUUGAAAGAAAAAAAAACAGCUUUGUUUUAUUUAUUUUCAACAUAGCAACUUUUUCUAAAUUACAUUUAACCUUUAAGAUUUUUUAUUUCACUUUUGUUAUGUUUUUGUUUAUUUUAAUAGUAUUUUUAGAAUGUGCCGUGGGCCUUUAAAACAUUAGCUGUGGGCUGCAAAUCUGAUAAAUCUAUGGAUAAAAAGCAGAGCCUGGCGACGCCUGCACGUUUAUCAUAACUCUCGCGCUCUCUCUGUCUCUGCCCCUCCCUCACCAAUGCUGCUGCGCGCACAAUUUGUUUUGUUUUUAACCCCUUCUUAACCCUGAACGUACAUUGAAAAUACACGCAACCCUAACUCAAAAUGCCGGACAUUUGAGGCAUUUAAGAAACUCCGCCCUGACAGCGCCGCAAAAGAGGACGUGUCCGGUGAAAAGAGGACGUAUGGUCAGUCUAUCGUAGCCCGUUAGCUGCUAGCAUGCCGUGUGUUGUGCCUCGGUGUGCAUUGUUUACACAACAUGCGUUACGCUACUUAAUAUGUCCGUGUGGAAACUUCUUAGGUACACCUCCGAACUGAACCGGAACCCCCGUACCGAAACGGUUCAAUACAAAUACACGUACCGUUACACCUCUAGUUUAUUAGGAAUGUGAAUCUGUGGGCAUCUCCCAAUUCCAUUCAGAAUUCCAUCCAUCCAUUUUUUACCGCUUAUUCCCUUCGGGGUCGCAGGUGGUGCUGGAGCCUAUUUCAGCUACAAUCGGGCAGAAGGCGGGGUACACCCUGGACAAGUCGCCACCUCACCAUUCAGAAUUGAUUCUCUAACUAUUCUUUAUUCAAAAUCCAUACUUUUUAAUAACAUAGGGUGCCACUUCUAUGAUUAACUACAUUCCUCUAUAAAACAAACAGCUGUGAUACAUUUCUAUAUUACUCAAAAUAAAACUGGUUUAAUUACAUUCUACCCAAACAUUUGAUAAAGUCAAAUAAGGCAACAAGAGAAGUAUCUAACACUUCUCUUUUCUAAAAUAAAUACAUCCAGCAGAUAUGGACAUCUACAUCAACAAUAUGAUUGGCUGGACAGAACACAUUGAAAAAUUAAUUAAAAAAACAUCGAUUUUUGUGAUUCCUUUGAAAAUUGAUUUGACAGACACUCCUUGUGUUUAUAAAAGUUUAGAUUGAAGUACCGUAUUUUUCGGAGUAUAAGUUGCUCCAGAGUAUAAGUCGCACCGGCCGAAAAUGCAUAAUAAAGAAGGAAAAAAAACAUAUAUAAGUCGCACUAGAGUUUAAGUCGCAUUUUUUGGGGAAAUGUAUUUGAUAAAACCCAACACCAAGAAUAGACAUUUGAAAAGCAAUUUAAAAUAAUAAAAGAAUAGUGGACAACAGGCUGAAUAAGUGUACGUUAUAUGAGGCAUAAACAACCAACUGAGAACGUGCCUGGUAUGUUAACGUAACAUAUUAUGGUAAGAGUCAUUCAAAUAACUAUAACAUAUAGAACAUGCUAUACGUUUACCAAACAAUCUGUCACUCCUAAUCGCUAAAUCCCAUGAAAUCUUAUACGUCUAGUCUCUUACGUGAAUGAGCUAUAUAAUAUUAUUUGAUAUUCUACGGUAAUGUGUUAAUAAUUUCACACACAAGUCGCUUCUGAGUAUAAGACGCACCCCCGGCAAACUAUGAAAAAAACUGCGACUUAUAGUCCGAAAAAUACGGUAUGUCGAUUCUUAAUGGGGCAAUUUAAUGUUGCUUGUUUUCAUGUUAGCAUUUAGUGAGCUAGCACCAGUCAGUCCAGAAUUUUAUCAAGGUAUUUAUCUCUUAAAUUCAAAACUUUAAAACUAGCAGACGGGUUAUACCGCAGUUAUCAUUAUUGCAGUUUAUCAGUACAUCCCUAGACACCUUUUCUGCCUGUUUUCUACUUUAAUCUUCUCUUUAAUAAUUGGGAUUUAAAAAAUCACUAAAUGGUGCAGCUUAUCACAUUUUGUCUUUGAAGUGAGGUACCAACACAUCUGUAGUCGAGCGCGUUUCAAAGCCUCCAAUUAGCACUUUGAGCCGUGUCAUGUCAAACUCAACGUCACAUAGUUUGUUUUUUUUGUUGAUAUUUGAACACGAUGAUGGGAUUUGGGAGGGUGGAAAGUAGGUUUUAUCUUUGCUAUUUUCUCGUGGGGGGUUAGCGGCCUUUAAAUGGAGUGGAUGUAAAAUGUCAUUGAGACCCCUUUAGUUGGACUUUAGCCCCGUUCCUAUUGAAUUUGAUGCAAAAGUGUUUGAAUUUGUACGCGUUUAGACUUUUUUCCAAGGCGUCAUGAAGCAAACUGUAGAAUUCAAAUUGGCUGCUUUCUUUGCCUGACACGUUUAGUCAAUGUUAGAUGUUUCUUUUCAAAAUGUAUUUAUGCCUUUUCAAGAAAAGAACAAAAAAAAGGUGACACGCUGUCUUCCAUGAACGUGACUGUGCUGACUCCCCUGCUUGUGGCUGCUGAGCGGGUGGUCUGCUUCCUAUAUUAUAUACCUCAUAUCUCAGAGAUGCAAAGGCCUGAACGACUGAUGAGUUCUACAAAUGUCUUUGUGGGACUAUUUUUGUAACCACGUUUGAAAGGCCAAUCAGUGUUCACGGUCCUCGUCUCUUAUUGUUUACAAGCCUUAGUAACACUACUUUGAAUGAUAUCAUACUGAACACUUUUACCUUGAUUCUUAUUGACAUGAUAUUACAACCGCCAAAUUUUGUAGCUGUUGAUUUGAGUCCAUACCUGUUCAAUGGAAUGACUUUAAAAGUGAUUAUGGAGGAAAUAAUAAAAAAAGU